Patella vulgata (common limpet) is the source of this 1551-nucleotide messenger RNA. Its product is annotated as metallophosphoesterase MPPED2-like. The transcript has 6 exons. NCBI's taxonomy places the organism in Eukaryota, Metazoa, Mollusca, Gastropoda, Patellidae. Bases 212 to 1135 code for a protein of 307 amino acids. The record is from RefSeq and is a predicted model, not a curated record. Gene Ontology annotation, molecular function: hydrolase activity.
GAUAUUAGUGUAGCAUAAAAUAUCUGUGGUCUGUAUCCACCAAGGUGUUAACUCCCUAUAAUGUCGUGACAUUCUAAAAAUAUAUUGUUUACAUCAGUAUUUGAACAACUGAGACAUCACAACAGACGUAUUCCGGUGUUAUGACAUUUGUAGAACAUAAAAUACAGAGGUAGAUAGGAACAAAUGAAACAGCUAUAUUUUUAUAUGUAAAAUGUUUUUUCAAAAGAAAAACAGAGAUGAUGAUAAAAUAGAAGAGAUAACAGUUCAUCCCAACACACAUGAACCAACUAAAGCGUGGCAAAAACUGCAAAUUCAUCAGAAGAAGGAAAGAGUUCAGCCAUUAGACUUAAGUACACAAAUUACAGAGGAUAAAAUACGAUUUGUGUGUUUAUCAGAUACCCAUAGUGUGUUAGAAAAAACAGAAGGAUACCAACUCCCAGCAGGUGAUGUUUUAUUGCACGCUGGCGAUUUCUCCAAUAUAGGAUUACCAACUGAUAUAGAGAAUUUUAAUAAUUAUUUAGAAACAGUACCCUAUAAAGUGAAAGUAGCAAUAGCUGGUAAUCAUGAUCUGACAUUUGAUGAUCAGUUUGUUAAAGAAGAUAGAGAAAGAUUAAAACAUUGUUUCCGUAUAACUGAGAAAAAUUUUGAAGAUAGAUUAAAACAACUGAAUAUCACCAAUAUAAAGGAAAUGUUGACGAAUUGUAUUUAUUUAGAAGAUCAGUCGUUAAAUCUGUGUGGUAUUAAAAUAUAUGGAACACCAUGGCAGCCAGAAUUCUGCGGUUGGGGAUUUAAUUUAAAACGUGGUCAGCCAUGUUUAGAUAAAUGGAAUCUUAUACCAGAAGAUACAGAUAUUUUAAUGAGUCAUGGUCCACCAUUAGGUUAUGGUGAUAAAUGUUUCGAUAAUAUCCGCACAGGAUAUGCUGAACUUCUUUCAACUAUUCAGAGACGUGUUAAACCAAAAUAUCAUAUAUUUGGCCAUAUACAUGAAGCUUAUGGUGUUACAACCGAUGGUUUUACUACUUAUAUAAAUGCUUCAACAUGUAAUCUACGUUAUAAAGCUGUCAAUCCUCCGGUCGUAUUUGAUAUGCCUAUACCUGACGGUCAUUCAAAAUCAGAACUUCUUUAUGUCUCUUGAUCUUAUCGAGAGUUUAAAGAGUCUCAGGGAAUUCUAUAACUGUUUAAUACCACACUGUUGAUAUUGUCUGUCUAUAGUCAGACUUCGAUCAUUAAUACACCAGGCCUUCACUAUAAUGUUGAUGUUGAGGUGCAUAGUAACCGGGUCCUCCGGUUUCCCCCCACUGCUAAAGACCCCUACGCUCAAGCGAAUUAUUGAAAUACAAUUAAACCAUAUGUUAGUUUCGAAAUGACCUAGUUUGUGUCGAGUGGACGUUAAACACAAAAAUAAUAUAUUGAUUACAAUUACUAUUUUAAUUAAAGCAAUCUUUCAUUGAGCGUUCUCUAACCAUCAAGUGAAUGAUGUUUGUUUCUUUUGUUGAAUUUACAUUUAUAUACUUUAUAAUUUAAACAUAAAGUUGUUUUAUAUACAGUUUU